AUGAUCAAUCACCAUCAGCAGCAGCAGCAGCAGAACAACCAACAACACCGACAGCAGCAGGCACUUCAUCAUCAUCAGCAGCAGCAACAGCAGGCAUUUCAUCAUCAGCAGGCACUUCGAAACGGCAGCGGCGGCUCCACUUCGCCAAAUAACAGCAACUUCUUUUCUGCAAAUUCAAAUUCAACACCUUCACCACUGCAGCAGCAGCAGCAGCAGCACUCCCACCACGCCCUCCUUGGCAACGGCCAACAGCCCACCGCCCUUGACCUGCUUGACUUUGCCGACCUUGAGGGCUGCUGGAAGAUUGGCCUCAGUAAUGGCAGCAAUGGAAACAAUGGCAAUGGCAGCAAUAACGGCAACAACAACCUAAUCAAUUCGAGUGUUUACCAGCAGCAGCAGCAGCACUCUCAGCAGCUGGAUCAGCCUGCAUCGAGCAUUUGGGCAUCGAGCAACAGCAGCAGCAGCAACAGUGGACUGAUGAAUGGAACAGGAAAAAAGAUGGAUUUGAAUGGCUUCGGAAACGGUGGCUGUGGUGGUGGAAACCUCGGAAACGCUUUUGAGAACCUCCUCCUUUUUGGAGAUCCUUUCGGAGAGCAGAACGGCAAGUCCAAUGGACAUCAGCAGCAGCAGCAGCAGCAGCAAAACCAGCUAGGCCUGCUGGACAACGCCCAGCUGGCGCUCCUUUCCGAGCGUCUCUGGGACGAAAUUUUCAGCAUCAGUCCGGAGGAGAAUGGAGCGACGGCCAUGGCUACCACGACCAACAACUCAGCAUCUGUUAAUGCCUGCUUGGGCAGCAUUCUCGGCGAACUGGGCGAAAUCGGAGGAGGAGGAGGAAGUGGUGGAAAAACGCCCACUUCCGCUACCACCACCACCACCAACGGAGGAGGAGCCGAAUCGGAGGUAAUGCCGAUCUUCUGCUCCUCAGCUUCCUCCUCCUUUUCGCUCUCCUCGAUGUCCUCACCCUCGCUCUCCACCACCAGCAACAGCUCCACCGAGUCUCACUCGCCGCCUCAACUGCAACAGCUGGUCAAUGAGUUUGACAGUCUCAGCUUGAACUCCAACAACUCCAGCGCCUCCUCCACCAAUGUCGGCUUAUCAGUGUCAUGCGUCAAUUGA
Molecule: messenger RNA, 1116 nt
Organism: Rhagoletis zephyria (snowberry fruit fly)
Lineage: Eukaryota; Metazoa; Arthropoda; Insecta; Diptera; Tephritidae
Source: RefSeq, a predicted model, not a curated record